AUGUCUGACCAAGAGCUUCUACUGGAGUUAGAGGAGCUAGAACAACAAGAAGAACCAGAAGAACCAGAUAAACCAGAGUACAGGAUUGUGCUUCUUGGAAAAACUGGAGUUGGAAAGAACAAAAUUGGAGAUGCCAUUUUAGGAAAUAAUAGAAAUGGUUUUGAGUCAACAUCAUCUUUAGAGUUUCAGAAGAAAACACAAGAGUUUGGGGGUCAGAUCCUGACUGUAGUUGUCACUCCAGAUCAGUUUGAGAACAGACUGACUGACGUGGAUGUGAGGAGAGAAAUCCAUAGAUGCAUCUCCUUUGCUGCUCCUGGUCCCCAUGUGUUCCUGGUUGUGUUUCAGACUGGCAGCUUCACAGAAGAAGAUAAAGAAAUAGUGAGAAAAAUUCAGCAGAUGUUUGGAGAAAAAGCGGCACAUUAUAGUAUGGUCUUAUUCACCUGUGGAGAUGAUCCAGAGGCAGCCAGUGUUACCAUAGAGGAAUUUAUUAGUAAUAAUCCACCUCUGGGUAACUUCAUCAGUCAGUGUGGAGGAAAAUAUCACGUGUUUAACAACAGAAAGGAGGAUCCCGCUCAGGUCAGAGAGUUACUGCAGGAGAUCAACAACAUGGUUCACAGAAAUGAAGGAAGCUACUACACCAGUGAGAUGUUCAGACAGGCUGACUUCAGGAUUGUGCUUGUCGGGAAAACUGGUGUUGGGAAAAGUGCAUCAGGAAACACCAUCUUAGGACAAAAAGUAUUUAUGUCUACACCAAAUGCUUCCACAGCAACAGCAAAGUGUCAGAUGGACACAGGUCAGUUUGAUGGUCAAAUCCUGGCUGUAGUUGAUACUCCAGGUCUGUUUGAUACCAAUAAGACAGAAGAGGAGGUCAAGACAGAGAUCAGUAGAUCCAUCCCCUUUGCUGCUCCUGGUCCUCAUGUGUUCCUGGUUGUGAUUCAGGUAAACAGAUUCACAGAAGAAAAACAAAAGACAGUCAGGCAGAUUCAGAAUGUGUUUGGAGGAGAAGCAGCACGGUACACUAUGGUCCUGUUCACCCGUGGAGAUAAUCUGGAGUAUGAUGCAGUCACAAUAGAAACAUUCAUAAAAAAUCCAGCUCUCAGUGAGUUCAUCCGUCAGUGUCAUGGAAGAUAUCAUGUUUUUAACAACAGAAGUGAAGACCCUGCUCAGGUCAGAGAGCUCCUGGAGAAGAUAAAGGACAUGGUUCGGGAUAAUAAAGGAAGUUACUACACCAAUGAGAUGUUUGAAAAGGCAGAGAGAGCAUUUAAAAAAGUGGAACCAGACCUCAGGAUUGUUCUUGUGGGAAAAACCAGAGCUGGGAAGAGUGCAGCAGGAAACACCAUCUUAGAGGGAAAUGUAUUCAGAUCAACAUCAUCUUCUUCCCCAGAGACAUUAGAGUGUCAGAAGGAAACAGCUCCAUUCGACUUUCAAAAACUGGCUGUAGUUGAUACUCCAGGCCUGUUUCACACCGUGUUCACCUUAGACCAGAUCAACAAAGAGAUCAAUAGAUGCAUCUCAUUGGCUGCUCCUGGUCCUCAUGUGUUCCUGAUUGUGGUCAAUCUAAAAGAGUUUGAAGAUAAAGAACAAGAAACAGUGAGAAUCCUUCAGAAUGUGUUUGGAGACAAAGCAGCUUGUUACACCAUGGUGUUGUUCACCCAUGUAGGUGAUCUGAAGGUCUCCAUAAAGCAACGUAUCAUUGAAACUCCAGGUCUCAGUGAGUUCAUCGAUCAGUGUGGAGAAAGAUAUCAUGUUUUUAACAACAGAAGCAGAAAUCCUGUUCAGGUCAGAGAGCUGGUGGAGAAGAUCAACACCAUGGUUAAGGUUAAUGGAGGAAGCUACUACAGCAAUCAGAUGUUUGAGAAGGCAGAGGAGGCCAUAAAGAAAGAGGUGGAACGACUAAUAAUGAAAGAAAAUAUGACACCAGAAGAAGCAACAUACAAAGCAGAACGGAAAAAUAAGUUUAUUCAAGACAGCAAGGUUGCAAUUCUUAUAGGAUCUGCUCUUGGACUGGGUCUUGGAGUUGGUGCUGGAAUUGGUAUUCCAGCUUUUUUCACAGCUGCUGCUACUGGAGCUACAGUUGGACUUGUAGGAGGUCCAGUGGGAGCUGCAGUAGGAGCUACAGUUGGAAUUGUAGCUUCGGUGGGAGCUGCAACAGGAGGUUUAGUAGGGUCUUCAGUGGGAGCUGGAGUUCAUUAUAUUCCUGCAGCUAAAAUAAAAAAGAAGGCUUGUGUCCUGCAGUGA
Molecule: messenger RNA, 2238 nt
Organism: Oreochromis niloticus (Nile tilapia)
Lineage: Eukaryota; Metazoa; Chordata; Actinopteri; Cichliformes; Cichlidae
Product: GTPase IMAP family member 8-like
Exons: 2
Coding region: 1-2238 (745 amino acids)
Molecular function (GO): GTP binding
Source: RefSeq, a predicted model, not a curated record